UAUUUAUUAUUAAAUCACGAUUAAAUAGUACGCAAUCGUUUUCGUGAAGACUUACUAAAUAAAAGCAGUGAAAAUAUUAAAAAAUGAAUGAAGAAACUAUGAUGUACAUGGAGGAUGAUCAGGAAAUAAAAAUGGAACCGCCGGAAUAUUUAGAAGAAGACAUUAAAUAUGAAAUUGAGGAUGAAUUCGAUAAUGUUGAUGAUAUUGUUAAGUCUGAAACGUGUACUGAGGAUGAUGAAACGUGUUUAGGAAGAUUUAUGAAUUCUGAAGUAUCAAUUGAGGAAGAAGUCAAACAGGAGGUAAUCGAGACACAAUCUUCUGAAUCGUUGGAAAGAUUCACGAAUUCCGAAGUGACAAUAGCAGAUGGAAGGGAACAAGAUGUUGAGUCUCUUUUAGUUCAGUACUUCAUAAUUCCUGCUACUGUAGUACAACCUAGUAUUGAAUUGAUUAAUCUAAAACAAAAUGGAAAGCGUCUUCAUCAAUGCGGAACAUGCAAGAUGGUUUUCACAUCAUCAAGUAUUCUGAAAAAGCAUAUGCAUAUUCAUACUGGAGGAAGACCUUACAAAUGUAAAGAUUGUAACAAAGACUUCAUUCACAUAUCUGUUUUAAAGAGACAUAUGCUUACUCAUUCUAGAAAAAAGCUUAAGCCUGUUCCUAACUGUGGAGCUUGCAAUAAGUCUUUUACCACAUUGGGUGCUUUGAAAAUCCAUAUGAAUACAGAGGAACGACCUUACCAAUGCGGAGUAUGUAAUAAAGCAUUCCAAAAACCAACUAAAUUAAGGCUUCAUAUGCUCACUCAUCCUGGGGAGGAUUCUCAUAAAUGUGGAGUAUGCAAUGAGACAUUUGCACAACUGAGUGAUAUAAAAACCCACAUGCGUAUUCAUACAGGAGAACCUAUUUACAAAUGCAUAAUCUGCAAUAAGACAUUUGGAUAUUUGUAUAAUAUGAAGGUGCACAUGCACAUUCAUACUGGAGAACGCCCUUACAAAUGUGAAAUGUGUAACCAAGACUUUCGUCAAUCAAACGAAUUAAAGCGGCAUGAAAUGACCCAUACUGGAAACGGUUUUCAUGAGUGUAUAAUUUGCAAUAGGAAAUUCCACCGACCGAGUGGUUUGAGCAAGCAUAUGCUUAUUCAUACAGGAGAACGCCCUUUCAAAUGUGAUGUUUGUGAGAGAGACUUCAGUCAAUUGUAUAAUUUAAGAGAUCAUAUGCGAAUUCAUUCUGGAGUUCGCCCCUAUAAAUGCCAAUUCUGUCAUAAGAUAUUUGCAUGGUUGUCUAAUAUGAAAAAGCAUAUGCGUAUUCAUACAGGAGAGUGUCCUUACAAAUGCGAAAUAUGUAACAAAGACUUCAGAUAUUUGUAUCAUUUAAAACAACAUAUAUGUAAUAAUACUUGA
Ctenocephalides felis (cat flea) is the source of this 1394-nucleotide messenger RNA. RefSeq names its product zinc finger protein 664-like. The transcript has a single exon. NCBI's taxonomy places the organism in Eukaryota, Metazoa, Arthropoda, Insecta, Siphonaptera, Pulicidae. Bases 84 to 1394 code for a protein of 436 amino acids. Gene Ontology annotation, biological process: regulation of DNA-templated transcription. Gene Ontology annotation, molecular function: DNA-binding transcription factor activity, RNA polymerase II-specific; RNA polymerase II cis-regulatory region sequence-specific DNA binding. The record is from RefSeq and is a predicted model, not a curated record.